CAGCUUCAAAGCCCAGAAGCUUAUUAUGGGUUGAAUUACUUGCUACAAGCGUCUGGUCAUGGUGAAAGCUUAUUUUGAGUCAAAGUUUUGCUUUCAUAAUGUUUCCCCUUAAUUAGUACCUCGUCGGUCAUCGGAGAAACCGCUGUUAUUUUGGGCGAGAGAUAAUGGAAUGGAAACUGCUGCUGAUAGUCCUGCCGUGGCUGCUUGUCUGCAAGGUUUUUUAUAAGGUCGAGGACUUUACGGAGCCUGAUGUCGUUUACCAAAGCAUCGACUAUCAUCCGGAGGACUACAUCGACUCCUUUACCGACUUCCAGAAGCAUGACUACUUUCAGUAUUGA
Molecule: messenger RNA, 338 nt
Organism: Drosophila santomea
Lineage: Eukaryota; Metazoa; Arthropoda; Insecta; Diptera; Drosophilidae
Gene: ng4
Product: protein new-glue 4
Exons: 2
Coding region: 165-338 (57 amino acids)
Source: RefSeq, a predicted model, not a curated record